Messenger RNA from Notolabrus celidotus (New Zealand spotty), 3631 nucleotides. RefSeq names its product proprotein convertase subtilisin/kexin type 1 (gene pcsk1). Lineage: Eukaryota; Metazoa; Chordata; Actinopteri; Labriformes; Labridae. The coding region runs from base 346 to 2682 and encodes 778 amino acids. The record is from RefSeq and is a predicted model, not a curated record. Gene Ontology annotation, biological process: protein processing. The transcript is spliced from 14 exons. Gene Ontology annotation, molecular function: serine-type endopeptidase activity. Gene Ontology annotation, cellular component: Golgi membrane; trans-Golgi network.
ACUAUCUCCCUCAGGGACUGGAACUCACAUCACUUACCAAAGGUAGACGCCAAACUGACGUCAGGGGAGCCGUCAUUUGACGUGAAUACACCCCCCGUCGCCACCACCAGUGAUCAAACCAGCCCUCCCCACCAGCACUAUUUCCUCUCUCCUUGGCGGAGCAAUCACGCGCAAAUUCACGUUCCCUCCGUCACAUCCAGCUGUUUCUUAAGGAACAAACAAGAAAACAAGGAGAUUUAAUCAUCAACAUUCCCCCAAAAAAUAUUCAGAUCUCGGACUCAUUCCAGCUUUCUUGGGAGCAUCUACACUGCAUUUUUUUUCUCAUCUGAUUGAUUUUCCUCUGAGAUGGAAAUGAGAUGUCGUCCAGCGGUGAUGUGUUGUGUUCUUGCCGUGCUCUCCUCAAUGGUUCCCGGGUCUUUGGAGCUCUCUUACAGGGACAGGCAGUACCUGAACGAGUGGGCGGUGGAGAUCCCGGGUGGGCUAGCUGCUGCAGAGGCGAUCGCCAAAGAGCUGGACUACCAGCUGGUCCGACAGAUUGGGGCCCUGCAAGACCAUUUCUUGUUCAAACACCGCAAUCAUCCUAGCAGAAUGAAACGGAGUGCCGAACACAUUACCAAGCGGCUGUCAGAGGAUGACCGGGUACUUUGGGCAGAGCAGCAGUAUGAGAAACGUCGUAACAAGCGGGCGUCCAUUCGGGAGUGCAGGGACUGUCCAGUAGAUAAGCUGUUUGAUGAUCCCAUGUGGAACCAGCAGUGGUACUUGCAAGACACUCGGACGUCUUCCUCCCUCCCGAAGCUUGACCUGCACGUGAUCCCUGUGUGGCAGAAAGGCAUCACGGGGAAAGGAGUGGUCAUCACUGUGCUGGAUGAUGGCCUGGAGUGGAACCACACCGACAUCUACUCCAACUACGAUGCAGCAGCCAGCUACGACUUCAACGACAACGAUCCCGACCCUUUCCCCAGAUAUGACUCCACUAAUGAGAACAAACAUGGGACUAGGUGUGCUGGGGAGAUUGCCAUGCAGGCUGACAACAAUAAAUGUGGUGUUGGAGUCGCGUACAACUCCAAGGUUGGAGGAAUUCGUAUGCUUGAUGGGAUUGUGACUGAUGCCAUCGAGGCCAGCUCUAUUGGCUUUAAUCCAGACCAUGUGGACAUUUAUAGUGCCAGCUGGGGACCGAACGACGACGGCAAGACGGUGGAAGGACCCGGUCGCCUAGCUCAGAAGGCUUUUGAGUAUGGCAUCCAGAGGGGUCGUGGCGGGAAAGGCUCUAUCUUUGUUUGGGCAUCAGGUAAUGGUGGCAGACAGGGCGAUAACUGUGACUGUGAUGGUUACACAGACAGCAUCUACACCAUCUCUAUCAGCAGCGCCUCCCAGCAGGGCCUGUCUCCCUGGUACGCUGAGAAGUGUUCCUCCACUCUGGCUACAGCAUACAGCAGUGGAGACUAUACCGACCAGAGGAUUACAAGUGCAGAUUUGCACAAUGAGUGCACUCAGACUCACACUGGGACGUCAGCCUCAGCCCCGCUUGCUGCUGGAAUAUUUGCCCUGGCACUGGAACAAAAUCCAGAUCUCACCUGGCGAGACUUGCAGCACAUUGUGGUCUGGACCUCUGAGUUCGAUCCCCUGGCCAAUAAUCCGGGCUGGAAGAGGAACGGAGCAGGACUGAUGGUCAACAGCCGCUUUGGCUUCGGUCUUCUCAAUGCCAAAGCUCUGGUGGACCUCGCUGACCCAGCCACCUGGAAGCAUGUGCCUGAGAAGACGCAGUGCAUCGUCAGGGAUGAUUCUUUCCAGCCCAGGGAGCUGAAGGCAGCGGGGGAGAUCACUAUAGAGAUUCCGACCAAAGCUUGUGCGGGCCAGGAGAAUGCAGUCGUCUCAUUGGAGCAUGUGCAGGUGGAGGCCAGCAUUGAAUAUACCAGGAGAGGAGACCUGCAUAUAACACUCACCUCCCCAGCAGGAACCAGUACAGUGCUGCUGGCAGAGCGAGAAAGGGACACGUCCGCUAAUGGUUUCAGAAACUGGGACUUCAUGUCUGUGCAUACAUGGGGAGAAGAUCCCUCUGGAACAUGGAGUCUAAAAAUUACGGAUACUUCAGGACGAAUGGAGAAUGAAGGCCGGAUUUUGAGCUGGAAAUUGAUUCUUCAUGGGACGUCAGAGAAACCAGAGCACAUGAAGAAACCAAGAGUAUAUGUUCCUUACAAUGCUGUGCAGAAUGACCGCCGUGGUGUUGAGCAUAUGGAUGACAUGAUGGAGGAGCCCACACAGUCCAACCCACCACCAAAGACUGAAACUGUACAAGCCCCCAUUCCUUCCAACCCUGAGGUGGAAACAAAAAAGCCACCAAAUACUGUCUACUCCCCUUCUCUGGCCCUGCUGCGUCUCCUUCAGACAGCUUUCAACAGGCAGACCCCCACUCUAAAGCAACCUCAGUUUGCAGCCAGGGCCCCCUCCUCCUCCUCCACCUGGGGGAAGCAGCAGCCAGGCCGCAGCCUCUCUCCUCCUGCAACAAGACUCCCCCCAAAGAUGUUGUACCAGGCUCUGGACAUGAUCAACAAGUUCCGGGGCCCUGAGGACAGUGUCUACAGCGACUACACUGACGGCUUCUACAGCAACAAGCCGUACAGGCACAGAGAUGACCGACUGCUGCAGGCCCUGUUUGAGAUGAUCGAUGACGCCAGCAACUGAAGACAAGAUUCAAGUGGAAAAAUGAGAAGGAGAGGAGGAGAGGAGGAUAUAGAAAAGGAGAGGAAGAUGUAAAAUGAGGGGAAGGCAUGUUUAUGUGUUGGUUGGGGAGCAGAGGAACAAGGCAAAGAGAGGGGGGAAAGCAAAGAGAUGGGAUUUAGAAUUUGAGGAUUGGAGGGAAAAAAAAAUUGAGAAAUUAUCUGAUUUUACCCAGAAUGCUGCAAAUGUGAUCUCUUUACCUUUGUUUACAAUCACCAUUCACCCAUUUGAUAUUUCAUUCAGUUAGUAAUAUUUGCAGCAAAUACACACUUCAAAACAUGGACUUCAUAAUAUGAACUAUACCUCUGUGUAGUGACAAUUAGAGCAUUUAAGAUUCUAGAGAAAGGCCUUGUCUCUCUUCUCUUCAUCGCCUGCUCAAGCAUGCCACCUUAGAGUAUAAGUUUUGUAUUGGUAUCUAUAUAUUAUCAAUAUAUAUUAUUCAAAGACGAUGAUUGUAAUAUGGUUUUGAAUACCUGAUAUCCAAACUCCUCACUUUCAAAAAUUAUUUUUCCAAUUAAGUUCGCCAUCUUUCACUCAUUCAACUUUUUUUUCCAUAUGUUGAACUGCAACGGGACACCUUUAGAGGGCAAGUUUAUCCCUUAAAAAAUGACUUCAAGUCUUUGAAUUUGAGUAAGCAUAAAUUCAAAAAGGAGCAAAACUUAAAAUAGAUCAGCAAUGUGAAACAUUUAAACUGUGUUGACAAAAGAUUUAUUCUCAGGGUGUCAACAAAGCUCAUGAGAGUUACAGAAAAGUAUUCUGGACUCGUCAAAGUGUUUAAAGAAAUAUAUUAUGGUGUGACAGAUCUUAUACUCAAAAAAUGUGUACAAAAAACAAAAAGCCAAUACAUAAGUAAAAAGGAGAAAUGUUAUUAUGAUGAUAAGGAAUAAUAAAUGAAAGAUGGCGUCGCCAUUCA